This is a messenger RNA of Pollicipes pollicipes, 5784 nucleotides long. Its product is annotated as titin. The transcript has 5 exons. Bases 1 to 5784 code for a protein of 1927 amino acids. NCBI's taxonomy places the organism in Eukaryota, Metazoa, Arthropoda, Thecostraca, Pollicipedomorpha, Pollicipedidae. The record is from RefSeq and is a predicted model, not a curated record.
AUGCACCUACGCUUCCCCGACUACACUGUCCAGGAGGAGAAGAUGCCGGAUGGGUCUGUACGUCGGAUUGUACGUCGUGUGAUCACCACAGAGGACUAUGGUGCGCUACCAGAGGGAGGUCAGGUGGAGGAGGAGCGGCAGCCGGACGGCACGCUGCAGAAGGUGUGGAAGCAGGUGCUGACGCCUGGCCACCCAGACUACGACAUUCCUGAAGAUGAGGGCACUGAGAUCCGUGAGGAGACGUUGCCAGACGGCAGUCUGGUGCGCAGGGUCAGUCGGAGGAGGGUGGUUCGGCCGGCGGUCGGUGCUGAUGUUGACGUUCCGGAGGGAGCCGAGGUCAGCGAGGAAACCCUGCCUGACGGAUCCGUGGUGAGACGCAUCAUCCGCAGGCGUGUCAUCACCUCCGACAUGCCCGAUAUCGAGGUACCAGAAGGUGCCGACGUGCAGGAGGAGACUUUGCCUGACGGCACGGUGGUGCGUAGAAUCACUCGACGCCGAGUGGUGGUGUCCGAACAGCCAGAUUUUGAGGUUCCGGAAGGCGCAGAAGUUUCUGAAGAAGUGCAGCCGGAUGGUUCUGUUAUCCGAAGAAUUAUCCGGCGGCGAAUCGUCACCACAUCUACCGAGGAGCCCGAAAUAGACGUGCCUGAAGGCGCGGAAGUUUCUGAGGAAGUCCAACCGGAUGGCUCCAUUAUCCGGAGAAUCAUCAGAAGGCGAAUCGUAACCACCACCGCUGAAGAGCCCGAGUUUGAGUUUGAGGUGCCCGAGGGCGCCGAGGUGUCCGAGGAAGUCCAGCCCGAUGGCUCUGUGAUACGUAGGGUUAUUCGUCGCCGCAUGGUGACGUUGGAUCCAGACCAGGAGCUGCCGGAAGGCGCAGAGGUGUCAGAGGAAACUCUGCCCGACGGAACGAUUCGCCGCAUUAUUCGCCGCACGGUGGUGACGUCAUCAAUCCCGGAGGCGGAUGUGCCGGAGGGCGCCGAGUUCUCGGAGGAGACCCUGCCCGACGGCACAGUGCGGCGCAUUACGCGACGCCUUAUCGAGGUACCGGCCGAUGCCGAGGUAGAAGACCAGGAGACGCCCGAGGGACGCGUGCGGCGCGUCAUCCACAGGCGCAUCAUCACCACUUCCGAAGCGCCGGAGAUCAUCGAGGGUCCGGAGGGCGCCGAAGUUGAGGAGGAGACACUUCCGGACGGCUCGGUACGACGCAUCGUCCGCCGACGCGUGGUUACCACUGAGGCGGCGCCAGAGGACGUUCCCGAGAGCACGGAGGUGGUCACCGAGACUUUGCCGGACGGCACCGUCCAGAAGACGGUGCGACGCCGCAUCGUACGGACAGUAGAGAUGGCGCCCGAGACGUUGGAGCGGUACAUCACGACGCAUGAGGGCGAGCCCAGCGGCCAGUCCGAGCACACCUCGCCCGGGGGCACACGCCGGCUGAUCCGCCGCGUGGUCCAGAUGCCCACGAUUGAUCUGGGCACGCAAGUGGUGGAAGGCGAGCCGGUGCCUCAUGCGUCCGCCGAAGCCGACCUGCCCGAGGGUGCCGAGGUGCACGAGGAGACCUUGCCGGACGGUACUAUCCGUAGGAUCAUCCGGCGCCGGAUCAUCCGUAACGUGUCAGACAUCGACCUGGACAACUUGCCCGAGGGCUGCACGGUCGAGGAGCAAACGCUACCCGACGGCUCCACCGUCAAGGUGGUGCGGCGGCGGACCGUGCGCACUGUGAUGACCUCGGACGUCAGCAGUGUGCCCCAGGGCCUUGAGGUGGAGGAGCAGACACUGCCCGACGGUCGGUUGAAGCGUACAAUCCGGCAGCCGUACGACGGCGUGGGCCCUGUGCCGGCCGGCGCCGAGACGCGCCGCUACCUCCAGUGGCAGGUGUUCGGCGACGACGUGCCUGAGUCGCUGCGCGGCCUCCUCGACUUGCCCGCUGUCGGCGGCGACGCCUGGCGGCUGGAACCCGGCGACGAGCUACGCUCCCCGUCCGACAUUCCCGAGCACGUGGAGACGGAGGUGCUGCCGGACGGCACGGUCCGCCGCGUAGUGCGCCGCUCCACUGUGCUCACCACCCAGUUCCUGACUCCCGAGAUAGGCCAGCUGGCGGCGGCCGAGCCCGAGCUGGAGGAAGUGGUGCAGCCGGACGGCAGUGAGACGGUCGAGAGCUAUUCGGACCGGCGAAGCUUCUGGGAGGACGUCAGUCGGCGCUCGCAGGACGAGCCGAAGCCGCUCCGCCGCUCGUUUGAGGAGCCGAGGGAGGCGCGCCACCGCCGCAGCUCCGACAGCAAAGAGGACGAUGACGCCGAGCCGCGCUCCAGUUCGUCGUCGGGGGGCGGCGACGACAGCGGCGGCGGCGGCGGAGGCCUCGUCAACGUCGCCUUCCUCGGUGAGCGAGAGGUCGACCGGAUUGAGGAGAACCUGGCGCGCGCACCCAGCCCGUACGAGGUGCGCCGGGACGAGGACGAGGACGCGUCGGCUGCCGACGUGGCCACCAAGCGCCACAUGUUCGAGCGGGAAAUCGAGCGCGAGACGGAGGCGGCGCGGCGGCCGCUCUUACCGCGUCGCAGUGUGGAGAGGCCGGCAGCGGGCGAGGGGUCCGUGGAGCGGGGAGAGGAAGCCAGGGGUGAGGAUGAGGAAGCCCAGGGUGCGGCCAGCGACAUGGAGGAGGCUGCGCACGCCAUCGUGGAGAAGCGCAUGCGGACGGAUAUCGUGAUCGAAGAGAUGGGCCAGAGCUUGGAGACGCAGAGUCCAGAGAGGAAGCGUCUGUUGACGCCCGAGGAGGAGAUGGCUCGACGUGAGGAAGCCGGCGGGGAAAUUGCCGCCUCGCCCGAGGCAGAGCCGGUGGAAGAGGAUGACGUCGAGCUGUACGAAGGCAAGGAGUUCUGCACGGAGGAGUAUUCCGAGGCGGAAUGUGCCGCAGAAGAGGAGGCUGAGCGCCAGCUGUUGGCUGGGCACAUUGCGGAGGUGAUGAGCGGCGAUGCUCAGCGCCUGAGGGAGGCGGAGGAAGAAACCCGUUCCGAGACGCAGGCGAACAUCCUGGACGAGUUUGAAACCAGAUCGUUUGUAUCCGACACGCAGAAUGAUAUACUGGACGUGGUGGAGGAGGCGGCGGGCGAUGUGGUGCCUUCCGACAACGAGUCCGAGCCCCGUGCCCCCGGUCUGGGUCCAAGAGACGCUCCCGACCACUCGCGCGAGCACAGCGUCUCAGAGACAGAGCACAAGUACAUAUGCGAGCAUCUAGAUCGCAUCGACGACGUGGACGAAGCGGCUGAGGUAGAAGCGGCCACCAGCCCUUUGGCCGAUGCCGAUCUGCGGGGCGCGCACUUGGAGGCGCUAAGCAGCCCGCCGCUAGAGCCGUGCACGGACGAGCCCUCGUCCAGCGCUGACGAUUCGUCGCGCCAGCUGGCCGAGGAGCCGGCGGCCGGCGAGCUGCCUGCCCGACCCGCGCUCGAGCUGCUGCAGCCGGCGGCGCCCGAGCUCGAUUACGUGUCACCAUCGGAGCCGACACAAUCGCUGCCGCAAGCGUACCGGCUGCAGAACGACGCUCCGCCGCCGCUGACGACAGACACAGCUGACGAGCACGCGGUGCCGCUCACGCCCGAGGCGGUACCGCAAGAGCAGCGGCCGGCGGCGCCCACGCCGUUCGCUGCGUACAGCUACAAACCGCCGACGGAGCCGGAGCACCUCGAACACGAGUUGGAGCACUACGAGCCGACACCGACCGGUGUGGACGAGGACGGCGAGCGCCGGCGCGCGCCGGACGAGAGCGACGGCCGCUCUCUGGACAUGACCGUGCGCGUGCGGCCGCUGGAUGCGCUAUCGCCGGAGCGGCCGGCGCUCCUGCUGGAGCCGUCGGCGCCCAUGACCGGCGCGCUCGCCUCGCCGAUUCACGUGUCGACCGAGGCGCUGGCGCAGCCGGUGUGGGAAACGGCGCUGGACCACGCUGAACUGCAGGACACUGAGGUGGCGCACGACAUCCCGAUCGGGCGGCAGACAGUGCUCGAGCGUGAGGAGGAGACCACCUCCAGUAGCGUCGGAGACUCGAGCGUGCGCGAGCGACCGCCCGACGAGGCGGAGUGGCACGCCAACGGCGUGGCGCCGCCGCCCGCCGCCAUGAGGCCGUCCAUGUCGUUCGAGGACGCCCAGCGGCUGGCUGUGGAGAUCGUGACGGACAUCAAGACGCGCAUCACCGAGCACCCCGAGCUGUUGACGGGCGAGCAGAUGGCGGCCGGCGAGCCGGACGGCCGACUGCAGGACUCUGUGUCAUCGGACCGCGCCACCACGGAGUCGUCCGAGCUAUCGCGCCUCUCGGAUAGCGUGCGCGAUGAGCCGGAGCCGGAGCCGGAGCCGGAGCCGGAGCCGGAGCCCGAGGUGAGUCCAGCGGGCGAGGGCGCCGCCGCGCCUCCGCCCGCUGAAGAGCCGGAGGAGCGCACGACGUCCCCACUGCCGCGGCCGGCCGCCGGGUCGGUUUUCACCUCUGAGACACCGUCCAAAGUGGACGCGUAUCUGCGCCAGUUGCCGGAGGAAGCCGGCGACGGCGACCAGCAUCGCACAUUGGUGCAGCAGGUGGCCGAGCGUAAGGCGGCACACCUGUCGCGGCCACGCCACAUCAACCUCGAGAGUCUGGAGAUCACCGACGAGGACUUGCGCGAGAGCGGCAACGACCUCUCGCCACUGGAGAGUCACAUGGAGCGGCUGCGUCAGAUGUCGGUGGUGGCGCUGGACGAGCGCGAGAUACAGCUACUGCGCGAGGGCGAUGCGGCCGAGCAGAGCUCGCCGUCCGAGCAGGCGUGCAAGGAGCCCAUCUCGCGCUCCAGUGACGAGAUCGAGGAGCGGUCCUCGCGCUCGGACGAGCCCUCUCGCUCGGAGCGCCUUCAGAGCGGCCAGAUGCUCGAAGAACAGCCAGCAGCUCCGGAGCCGGGCUGGGACGUGUGUCGCGUGACGGAGCGGGUCUCCGCAGCGGGUGCCGUCACGGAGCAACGCGAGCGCAUAGUGAGCAGCGACGACUUCCAGCAGGGCGUGUCAGGCGAGAGGACCAUCUUCACCACCACCGUGGUACGGCAGGGUAAGACAGAGGCCGUGGACAGUGACGUGCCGGGCAUGCAACAGCAGCAGUACGUGGAGCAGGUGGAGAUCGAGACGCAGACCGACAGGAGGCGUUCUCAUGAAGCGACAGACUCUGAUGCUGAAACCAAGCCUGUUGGCGAGGGCACAGAGGAAGGGCUGGCUGCUGUCGGUCGUGGACUGCAGUCUGAGGAUUCCCUUGAGGCCGCCCACAGGACAUCGGCGGAAGUGUCGGAAAGUAUCAAAUCGUCGUCGCGCUCGAUGGUGUCUGAGUUCACUUCGGUUAAGUCUGUCGAAGAGAAGUCUGAGGCACAUUCCCGCUCGUCGGAGGAGGCGUCAGACAUUCUGAUCAGGUCAUCCGGCGAGACGUUCGAGGCCGUCGAGAAAGGAGCGGUUGAGUCGGCCGAGAAGGUGCGCACCUCGCUGACGCGGUCGUCGGAGGAGAGCUUCACCAAAUCGACGGAUGAGCGGUCCGAGCUGCAGAGUCGCUCGUCGGGCGAGGUGUCCGAGGCCAUCACGCGCUCGACCGAGGAGACCUUCGAGGCGGCCGUCAAGGCGACGGACGAGGCCACCGAGAAACUCAUCCGGACGGCCGGCCUGCUGUCGCGAGAGUCGCGGCUCGCCGAGCACAAGUCAGAGACGUGCACACGCUCCUCCGAUGAAACGUCUGAGGCCAUCUCCAGGUCGACCGAGGAGACCUGCGACGGCUCGCUGAAGACUCGGGCGUAG